Molecule: messenger RNA, 639 nt
Organism: Callorhinchus milii (elephant shark)
Lineage: Eukaryota; Metazoa; Chordata; Chondrichthyes; Chimaeriformes; Callorhinchidae
Gene: ascl1a
Product: achaete-scute family bHLH transcription factor 1a
Exons: 1
Coding region: 1-639 (212 amino acids)
Biological process (GO): positive regulation of transcription by RNA polymerase II; regulation of neurogenesis; neuron differentiation
Cellular component (GO): RNA polymerase II transcription regulator complex
Molecular function (GO): RNA polymerase II transcription regulatory region sequence-specific DNA binding; DNA-binding transcription factor activity, RNA polymerase II-specific; protein dimerization activity
Source: RefSeq, a predicted model, not a curated record
AUGGGCAGCGCUGCCAAGAGCAUAGGGAGCCUCGCCGGUCACCAGCAGCACCACCACCACCACCACCCGCCGCCGCCGCCGCCGCCGCUGCAGCCCGACUGCCUGUACGCCACCGCCCCCCAAAGCGCGCAGGGGCUCGGCCCGGCGGCCGACGGCCAACCCUCGGGCCACCGGGCCAAGGCGGUCAAGCGGCAGCGCUCGUCCUCCCCGGAGCUGCUGCGCUGCAAGAGGCGCCUGAACUUCAGCGGCUUCGGCUACAGUCCGCCCCAGCAGCAGCCGGCGGCCGUGGCGCGGCGCAACGAGCGGGAGCGCAACCGGGUGAAGCUGGUGAACCUGGGCUUCGCCACCCUCCGGGAGCACGUGCCGAACGGGAGCGCCAGCAAGAAGAUGAGCAAAGUGGAGACGCUCCGCUCGGCGGUGGAGUACAUCAGGGCGCUGCAGCAGCUGCUGGACGAGCACGACGCCGUGAGCGCCGCCUUCCAGUCGGGCGCCCUCUCGCCCGCUCUGUCCCCCCACUACUCGAACGGCAUGAACUCCAUGGCCGGCUCUCCCGUCUCCUCGUACUCGUCCGACGAGGCGUCCUACGACCCCCUGAGCCCCGAAGAACGCGAGCUGCUGGACUUCACCAACUGGUUUUGA